AUGGACCCCACCUGCUCCUGUUCCACAGGUGGAUCCUGCACCUGUGUCAGCUCCUGCAAAUGUAAAGACUGCAAAUGCACCUUCUGCUGCCCCGUGGGCUGUGCCAAAUGUGCCCAGGGCUGCGUCUGCAAAGGAGCAUCAGACGAGUGCGGCUGCUGUGCUUGGUGCCGGGAACAGCCUGCUCCCAUUGUAAACAGAGCAAUGUCUGCAAACCUGCAUCUUUAA
This is a messenger RNA of Miniopterus natalensis, 225 nucleotides long. Lineage: Eukaryota; Metazoa; Chordata; Mammalia; Chiroptera; Miniopteridae. The record is from RefSeq and is a predicted model, not a curated record.